CUGCGGCUGCUGCUAACAACGUGGCCCCUACGGCUGUUCAACCUUCCUUCGGUUAUUAACCCCGGCCUCGUAAUAACUGGUGGAAGGAUAAUCAGGAUCGUCUGGACAAGGUUAAUAAUAAAUACGUGCAAGAUGAGGAAAACGAGAGGAAGCGCAAGGGGGACGAAGAAACCAAGCGCAAUGAAUGGAGGAAGGAGAGGGAGAAAUUGGAGGCGGAGAUGGCCGCUAGAUUGGAUAAGCGCUUUGAGGAACUUGGGUUGAAGAAGAAAGAUGAGAAGGAUGGGGUGAAUCAACCUGAUGAGGUGGCACGACUGAAAAAGAAGAAUAACGAACUCCUUAGAAGAUUGAACGGCGCGGGUGGUAACCAGGAGUCGGAGGGUGAGGUGGCGUGUCUCAAACGUGAAAAUGAGGAGCUAAAACGGAAAGCCUAUUGGGAUGGAACCAGUACAAGGGAUAUCGAAAACACCGAGAUGGCGCGUUUAAAACGUGAAAAUGAUAAGUUGAAGAGGAAGCUGAGCAGGGAAGGAACCAGUCGGAAGGAGGGAGACUGUGUGUCCAAAUUGCAAAAUGAAAUUUAUGAGUUACGUAAAUUGGUUGGCAAUAAGCAGAUGGAGGGGGACGAGAUUUUCGUGCUUAAGAAGGAGUUGGGUGAGGUAAAGCUGUCGGCCUUCCUGAAAAUUAAUUUCGAGCAAGAGAUUGCCGGUCUACGAAAGGAGGUGGACGUGUUGCGAAGGCAGAAUGAGAAGGUCGUGGAAGAAGUUAGAUUAUGGAAGGAUGAAGCAAUGAGGCCAGGUAACAAGCGCGGUAGUGUGGCAAUGGGCACCCCAGGACUAGUUGAUCGAGGCUCCUCGAGACCCCGAUGGACGGACAACUUGAGGAAGGACGAUAAGUGGAAAGAGGAAUAUAUGAAGUUGCAGAGUCUACAUAAGUUGGCGAAUGUGGAGGCGUAACUGCUAAAGGAAAAGAGAGCGACAACCGGAGCCAAGAGGAUGGAGGCGGAAAAACAGGUGAAGGAUCUGGAGGAGAAGAUGAGCCGUCUUAAAGCGCCAGAGGGGGAAAAAGAGACGGAAGGUGGAGGAACGAACCUCAAAGAAAGGUUGGAUGCAGUAGCGCUUGGAUCGGUAAGAAGAGGAAGGAAAGCGACGCCUGCACGUGGUCCAAUGGAGGAGACGUCUGAUAAAGCGAAAAAUGUUAA
Chara braunii is the source of this 1195-nucleotide messenger RNA. NCBI's taxonomy places the organism in Eukaryota, Viridiplantae, Streptophyta, Charophyceae, Charales, Characeae. The record is from the annotation of a GenBank genome assembly.